This is a messenger RNA of Colossoma macropomum (tambaqui), 5019 nucleotides long. It is a transcript of the gene tcf25, whose product is annotated as transcription factor 25 (basic helix-loop-helix). Gene Ontology annotation, cellular component: RQC complex. The record is from RefSeq and is a predicted model, not a curated record. Bases 100 to 2145 code for a protein of 681 amino acids. Gene Ontology annotation, molecular function: protein binding. Lineage: Eukaryota; Metazoa; Chordata; Actinopteri; Characiformes; Serrasalmidae. The transcript has 18 exons.
UCCAAUCAGGAGCCGUGUUGCUGCGCUGUGUGUUUCAGCUGUUUAUGGUGGUCUUCUCCUUCGGCCCAGCUCUUCCGCGGACCUGCUGUUUCUCUAAACAUGUCGAGCCGUGCCCUGCGAAGACUGAAAGGCAAGCAGAGGGGACAGGAGGCCAUCGACAUCGGAGACCUAAAGCUGAACAGUGAAGAAGCAGAGGGAGCGGAGUUGGAGGAGGAGGAGGAGGAAGAGCAGGACGAGGUGUUACAGCCGGCCAAAGCCAGCAGCAGCCGAACAGCCAAGAAGAGCAAAUCUCAGAAGAACAUCAGCAAUAUUUACGAACUGAUCGGCGAAGCUGACAACGACGUGGACAAAAGUCCCACCGACGAGGAGAGUGUUUUGACAGCGAGAAGCCCGGAGAGUCGUGUCAGCCAUGAACUACAGAAGCAAGAGACAGAGACUCCAAAGUCUGAUGGUGGUGGGAAACUGAAUAAUAAGAAAAAAAAGAAGCGGAAGAAAAAAAAGGCUUCAGCUGGGGAUGUGCAGGAGGAAUUGGGUGCAGGGGACGACAUAGAUGCAUUGUUGGAAACCAUAAAGAAGACUAAUGGCCUGUCACAUCAGAGUGAGGACAGUGGAGCUCCAGGCCAUAGACCUGUGCUUUAUGUGGAACACAGGAAUCUGAAUCCAGAGAAUGAACUGAAGAGGUAUUUUGGAGCUCGGGCUGUUCUGGGAGACCAAAAGCCAAGACAAAGACAGAGACAGUUUCACCGCAGCACAUGGAUGACCACACCCAAAGACACUUGGCCUCGCUUUAGCCGACCAGGUAUCUCUAUGAGUCUGCUGGAGUCCAAAGAUGGCCUCCAGUUCUUUGCGUUUGAACACAGUCGUGAUUACCAGCAGGUCCAGUUCAAGUUCUUUGAUGCUGUGGAGUCCAUGGAUCCUAAUAACAUUGUGGUUCUGCUGCAGCUCAACCCCUACCAUGUUGACUCAUUACUGCAACUUUCUGAUGUCUGUCGCAUCCAAGAGGACCAAGAGACUGCCAGGGAUUUGAUUGAGAGGGCUUUGUACAGCUUUGAGUGUGCAUUCCACCCUGUAUUCAGCUUGACCUCAGGUACCAGCAGGUUGGACUACCGCAGACCAGAGAACAGAGCCUUUUAUCUGGCAGUUUAUAAGCAUAUGAUGUUCCUGGAGAAGAGAGGCUGUCCCCGCACAGCUCUGGAGUACUGCAAACUUAUUCUGAGUUUGGACCCAGAUAAUGAUCCUCUGUGUAUGCUGCUGCUGAUUGAUUUCCUGUGUCUGCGCUGUCGGGAGUAUGCUUCCCUCAUCCGACUUUAUGAGGAGUGGGAGGUCCAUCGUAACCUCUCCCAGCUGCCUAACUUUGCCUUCUCAGUAGCGCUGGCUUGCUACCACCUGAGUCAGCAGGAGGAGACUACACCCGACGAGAGCCAGCGCAUGAAGGUUAAAUCAGACAUAAUGCUGCAGGAAUCUCUUAUCAUGUUCCCAGGAGUGUUGAUGCCUUUGUUGGACCUGUGCACAGUCCAGCCUGAUGCAGCUGUCUCUUCCCAUGCAUUCUUUGGACCUAAAAGCCGUUUGGGGCAGCCCCCUGCACUGACGGAGCUGGAAGGGCUGUAUGUGGGCCGCUGUCACAGCCUCUGGAAGGAGGCAGGGGUGAUGCUUUGGAUGGAGGGCAAUGUUCAAGAGGUGCUGAAAAGGGUUGAUUCAAAGGAUCCCUUGGUGGAUGACUGCCAGAACAAGAGGAAGCAGCGGUACCAGAGUGCUCCCAGGAACAUCCACAGGCAUGUGCUUCUGUCUGAGAUUAAAGAGGCCACAUCUACACUGCCUCUGGAAGUGACCACACAGCCAGUGAUGAGUUAUGACCCUCUCCCCCCUCUGGAUUCUGUAGUGUCCUACACAAGACCAGAAAGGCAGAAUGCACGAGCCUCAAAUGAGAGCACCUUGUCUCUGUUGUUCCGCUCUCUGCUGCCAAACUUCAACUUGCAGGGUGGACAGAGGCCUGAGGAUGACCUGGAAGUGGCGCGGGCUGGACGAGAGCUGAACCAAGAAGUGAAUCGACUGAUGGUGGCCAUGAGGGACAUGCUGGCUAAUAUCCAGUUCCAGGAGCCACAGAGGGAGGACAACCCAGAUAGGGAUGAAGAGGAGUGGGAUUGAGAAAGGCCCUAAGAGUAGAAGAGGGAAAAAUGCUAUGGCGAGAGGUUGAGGUAUAUAUUAGUUUGUUAGAGAGAGGUCUUAGAUUGGAGGUGGAUAGAGAUAAAGAGGAAUUAAGUUAAUGGAGGAACUGUACUUUUGCAGGCUGUAUAUUUCCAUCUUUUGUCCCCUGCAAAGAUUAAACCUUAUGUUCUCGUAACAAUCCAAAAUUGCCUAUGCCCUGAGUACUUAAGACCUUAAGAGAACUCCCCAUGUUUAUAUCAUGCUCUUUGUCUGACCCUCUGGUCAUCUGAAUCUAAAGGAAGGCAUUCAUCAAGCCAUAAAAUCUUACUCAUUUCACAAGCACUUUGAAUAGAAGCAUUAUUUUGGCUUGGUGUUCCAAUGACAUUUUUGUCUUUGCAACCUCAGAGAAUGCAUCAGAAGGUCAGUGUUCAAACUGAAUAGAGAUUUCUUACUUCUGCUGACUGAUCAGAGACAGAUAAGAUCGUGACAUAAUAGCAUGCGAUGGUGCUGCUUACUGAUUGCAAAUAUAACAGCAGACCUUUCAUCUUCAGUCCUGUUUCAGACGUGAACGAAAGUUCCAUCUUCAAAGGGAAAAUGACUUUUGUGGUUGAAUUGUAGUCAGAAGGUCUGCAGUUGUGUGGUGAGAGCAUGUGGAUAGAGAAACGAGUCUAAUUUAUUGUGAACAGAUCAUGUCUAAAAUACUUUACCCAGCUCUUCUUUCCCACAUUGCUUUUAUGAUUACAGACACAUUCAUGCAUUUAUACAUUGCCUGUGACCUAAUUGUGUAAACUUAUUCACAUUAGAGUACAGUCUAGUACUGUAUGUAUGAGGAAACAAUACAGUUUUAAGACAAAAAAUGCACAUUACCAUCCAGUACAUUGAAUAUAUAUAUAAAAUUUGUAAAUAAAGCACCCAGUAAUUUGUAAUCCUGUUGCAUCACGAGUAAAAAUGAGUAUAAUGUUGGUUUUCUCUGAAAUCAAAAUUAUUUGUUGACUUUAUAAAAUGAUAUUUUUAUUAGCUAGAUCAGUGCUUGUUUGGUUUGUAAAGGCAGCUGUUGGUGAUUUGUAAAGUAUAUUAAAUCAGCACUGAAUGAACAUUUCUGAUGUUACAGCCAGGAGUUUGGCCAGUUUAAACCGUGACUAACAUGACCUUUGGUUCAUGUGAACAGCAAACUAUUUAUUAAGUAUUUCCAAUACAGCCUGUGAAGUCCAUUUGAGUAUUCAGUGUGAUAAACUGCACUGAGAAGUAACGUCUACAUAGUUACACAUUCUGUCAUCCCCACCCUUAAGUUUCUUUUUUUCUUUUUUUUGCUGCUGCAAGUUUGAGACGUCCUCUUCGUAUCGUUCUGCUGAUUUUCACAUUAUAAGUUCUUAGACGUACUGAUGUUUCAUUUGUUUAAAUUACUUAAUAGGUCUGUUUAAAUUCAUAAUACUGCAAGAAGUAUGCUAAAUUAUUUUCUGUUUUUCAUGCUGUUAAAUCCAAAGUAAUUCUAAAACAUUGUCAGAUGUUUAGCCGAGUUUGCAUAGCCAGCUGCAGUUAUCACCACCUAGGUGGCUAAAUGACACAUUUAUUCAUGAGGUAGGCCUGUUCCACGAAAAUAGUUUUUACAAUUUUUACAGCCUUGCAUAACUAUGAUGUUUAGCCUACUGUUUUACCAACUGAUUGUUGCUAAAUGUAACGUAACUUGCUAGCUUACAGUGUAUGUAGUUUAAUAUUGCUUGCUAACCAGAGUUAAACUGAUUACUUGUGUUACAUUAGGGAUUUUAGUGGUCUGAGAAGCAACACUUGCUAGUAGAGUACUAAGAGAUUAACCAUUUCACAAGUUUUCUGGAUAAACUGUAGUGUCUCUACUAACAGUCUCUUAUAAACAGAAAGUGCUGCUGCAUGUAUAAAGUUAAAGGAACAGCAAGGGCUCUUGAUGUCAGAUAGGAGGCAUCAUUAUUUGGAACAGUUAAUUUUGCUAGUUUAAAGGCUGAAGACUGACUUUCAUCUUUUUCAUAAUCAGAAAAUUUCUUUAUCAUUUUGAUGCUAAAAUUGACAAACAAGGAAUACUUACAACAUGAAACAAAUUAAUUGGCAUAAAUAAGCCAUUAAGACAAAAAGAUAUGGGUUAUUAUUUUUAAUCAUACUUUCAUGAUAUCAAUACUGCUAACUCUGCACUGGGGGAUCCCAGUAAAUAGAGCCGUGAAAAUAGGCAGCAUGCGAUCUCAUAGUCCAUUGCAUUUUUUUUCCCUCAUGUUUAAGAAACCACAUGAUUUUUUAAGGGCGUUGCAGACGUUUGGAGGGAAAAUAGCUGUGAACUGCCGGCUUUGUUUGCCAGUUCACCUGGAGCUAAAGGCUGUGUCAUGAGGAGUAUUCAUGUGAGGUGUUGCCACUCUGGGGCUCAGAACAAGUGCACCUUCAGGCUUCUCUGCAUGCUCGUAAGGCCUCAAAUUCCCUUAUUUACAUCUAGUCCUAGCUUAUAGUUUAAGAGAGAUGCUCUUUAUAAGGAGGUGGACGUGCUCAAGUGUUUCAUAUGCUGAUCUAAUGUGGUGCAGACAGACAUGUGAUUCAAACAGUAAAUCAAAUUCCUCAUUUCAAGUGGCUUAAUGUAGAGUUGACUUAAACCAUCAAUGGAAUCGUGGAGUUGUAAUGUGUUUUCUUUGCUUUUUAUGCUUUUCCUAUUCAAAUUUUAGGCAUAAUUUUUGAGUCCAGUAGAGGUAAUUUUCCAGACAUUUCAAGCAUAGUCCUUGACUAAAUUACAGUUUUAAAACUAGAUUAAUGAACAGUAGUCUUUGCUUAUGUAAAGAAGAAGCUCCUUUCUCUAUUUUUUAAAAAGCUGAAAGCUGACUUUUGAGUUAUCAGUUUUCUAAUGAAUAAAUAAACAGUUAUGGC